ACUGAAUCUUUUUCCAUAAAUACGGUUUCUCGUCGUUCAUUGCUUUUUAAAUCUGACAUAAUCAACAUUGGUACACUAAUCUGGUGAAAAAUGGCCGAGAGUUACGGAAGCUUCGACAUCCCCAAGACGUGCAAAGCUGGCGUCGUUGUGAAUGAGGGACCAGAUUUCAAGCUGGUGGUCGAGGAUGUGCCAGUGCCGGAGCCUGGUCCCAACGACGUCCUCAUCAAGCUCAACGCGACCGGGGUCUGCUACUCUGACAUCCACUACAUGCUCAACGACCUCCCAAUCCCUAAAAUGUCCGCCUUCGGUGUACGUUCCCCCGGCCACGAAGGCGCCGGCAUAAUUGUCAAACUUGGAUCCAACGUCACGAACUGGAAAGUCGGCGAUAGAGCGGGUAUCAAACCAGCCUACGACGCCUGCUUGAACUGCGAACUCUGCUGGUCCAUGAAGGAAACCUAUUGUGACCAGAGUACGCAGAUUGGCUUACAAUUUCCAGGAAGCUAUCAACAGUACGUGUUGAGCCCGGCGAGGUAUACGUCGAGGAUUCCAGAUGGCGUAGAUGAUUUUACUGCCGGGCCAAUUAUGUGUUCUGGGUCGACGAUUUACUGUUCUUUGAAGGAGAGUGGGCUGAGGCCUGGUGAUUGGGCUGUAUUUCCCGGUGCAGGAGGUGGUGUUGGGCAUAUGGGCGUUCAGUUAGCAAAGGCGAUGGGCAUGAAAGUGGUAGGAGUGGACGGAGGGGAUGAGAAGAAAGACUUGUGCAUGAAGUUAGGAUGCGAUGCAUUUGUGGAUUUUACUAAAGUUAAAGAUGUACCUACGGAAGUGGUCAAGAUCUGCGAUGGGAAGGGUGCGCAUGGGGUCUUCGUAACAGCGACAAAUGGAAGUGCGUAUGCCACCGCCCCAAUGAUGACACGAAUCAGUGGAAAGGUUAUGUGUAUUGGUCUUCCUCCGACAGGAACCGCAAUUGCCGGAGCAGAUCCCCUUCUUUUUGUCGGCAAGAAUCUGCAUAUUAUUGGGACGAAAGUGGGAUCUCUACUUGACACACAACGAGCUCUUGAGUUCGCUGCAAGAGGUCUCCUCAAGCCGAUUUACGAAGUCUUCCCUCUAGCAAAGAUGCCUGAUGCAGUGGAGAAGCUGCGCGGUGGUAAUGUUGCUGGAAGGCUAGUGGUCGACUUCAACUCGUAGUUCGGUUCAUUUAGUGAAUGCAGAGGGUUAUUCUCAUUAAGCGAGAAAUUUCGAGAGAAGGCCUUUAUUCCCUUUGCGCAACCAGAGGGGUCUGGAGCCUUGACCUUAGAAACGAUAUACAAGCUUGAUCCGCAAGACACGUAGCAC
Messenger RNA from Lindgomyces ingoldianus, 1329 nucleotides. Its product is annotated as GroES-like protein. The transcript has 4 exons. The record is from RefSeq and is a predicted model, not a curated record. NCBI's taxonomy places the organism in Eukaryota, Fungi, Ascomycota, Dothideomycetes, Pleosporales, Lindgomycetaceae. The coding region runs from base 91 to 1182 and encodes 363 amino acids. Gene Ontology annotation, molecular function: oxidoreductase activity; zinc ion binding.